This is a messenger RNA of Miscanthus lutarioriparius, 969 nucleotides long. The record is from the annotation of a GenBank genome assembly. Lineage: Eukaryota; Viridiplantae; Streptophyta; Magnoliopsida; Poales; Poaceae.
AUGAUGACCCUCGACCUGAUGGGUGGGUACGGGCGGGUGGACGAGCAGGUGGCCAUCCAGGACGCCGCCGCGGCGGGACUGCGCGGGAUGGAGCACCUCAUCUUGCAGCUCUCCCAGGCCGGCACCGGGGAGCGGUCGUCGUCCUCACCGGCGGCAGAGGGGCCGCAGCGUCAGCAGCUGGAGCAGAUACAGCAGCAGCAGCAGGUUGACUGCCGGGAGAUCACGGACAUGACGGUGUCCAAGUUCAAGAAGGUGAUCUCCAUCCUGAACCGCACGGGGCACGCGCGGUUCCGGCGCGGCCCCGUGGUGGCACAGUCGCAGGGCCCGGCCGCCCCCGAGUCCGCGCGGUCGAGGCCGGCGCCUGUGAUACUGGACUUCACCAAGUCGGUGUCCGGCGGGUACAGCCAGGACUCCGGGUUCAGCUUGUCCGGCGCGAGCUCGUCGUUCCUGUCGUCGGUGACGACCGGGGACGCGAGCGUGUCGAACGGGCGCGGGGGAGGUUCGUCGUCCCUCGUGCUCCCACCGGCCAUCUGCGGGAAGCCGCCGCUGUCGUCGUAUUCCGGCGGCGCGGCGCAGAAGCGCAAGUGCCACGACCACGCGCACUCGGAGAACGUCGCCGGCGGCAAGUACGGGGCCAACGGCGGGCGCUGCCACUGCUCGAAGCGCAGGAAGCACCGCUUGAAGUGCACGAUCCGCGUGCCGGCGAUCAGCCCCAAGGUGGCGGACAUCGCCGCCGACGAGUACUCGUGGCGCAAGUACGGGCAGAAGCCAAUCAAGGGGUCGCCCUAUCCACGCGGCUACUACAAGUGCAGCACGGUGCGCGGCUGCCUCGCCCGGAAGCAUGUGGAGCGCGACGCCGCCGACCCGUCGAUGCUCAUCGUCACCUACGAGGGCGAGCACCAUCACAGCCCCGCUGCCCAGGAUCCUCAGCCGCCGCUCGCCCCGCUGCCGGAGCUGCCCAACCAUUAA